This is a messenger RNA of Perognathus longimembris pacificus (Pacific pocket mouse), 1473 nucleotides long. RefSeq names its product lactadherin-like. The record is from RefSeq and is a predicted model, not a curated record. The transcript has 9 exons. NCBI's taxonomy places the organism in Eukaryota, Metazoa, Chordata, Mammalia, Rodentia, Heteromyidae. The coding region runs from base 31 to 1320 and encodes 429 amino acids.
CCAUCUCGUCCCUUCCCGGUGUCCCCGAGCAUGCCGGGGCCCCGCGUGCUGGCCGCGAUAUGCGGCGCACUGCUCUGCGCCUCCGGCCUCCUGGCCCAAACCGAGAUCUUCUGUGACUCCAGCCGGUGCAUGAAUGGUGGGACCUGCGUGAAGGACCGUGGUGAUUCAUUCCACUGUAUCUGUUUCGAAGACUUCACGGGCCGCCUCUGCAAUGAGAUUGUCGAAGGUCCCUGUUCCCCGAACCCCUGUCACCAUGAUGGCCAGUGCCAGGUGGCCAAGGACCAGCUCCGAGGGGACGUCUUCAAGUCGUACAUCUGCCAGUGCCCACGGGGCUAUUCAGGCACUCACUGCGAGACACAGUGCAGUAUGCCCCUGGGCAUGGUGGGCGGCGCCAUCGGUGACUGGCAGCUCUCCGCCUCCUCCGUGCAUUUGGGAUUCCUCGGCCUGCAGCGCUGGGGCCCCGAGCUGGCCCGCCUGUGGCGCAGCGGCCUGGUCAAUGCCUGGACGGCCAGCAACCACGACCAGAAGCCCUGGAUCCAGGUGAAUCUGCUUCGGAAGAAGCGGGUGACUGGUGUAGUAACGCAGGGUGCCAGCCGCACUGGGACUCCCGAGUAUCUGAAGACCUUCAAGGUGGCCUACAGCCUCGAUGGACACAAGUUCCAGUUCAUCCAGGACGAAGAGGGGUCUGGAGACAAGGAGUUUGAGGGCAAUAUGGACAAUAACAGCCUGAAGAUCAACAUGUUCAAGACCCCUCUGGAGACGCAGUAUGUGCGGCUAUUCCCCGUGGACUGCCGCCAUGGUUGCACCCUCCGCUUUGAGCUCCUGGGCUGCGAUCUGAAUGUUUGUUCAGGACUCCUAGGCCUGAAAGACGGCAGCAUCCCUGACCGGCAGAUCACAGCCUCCAGCAGCUACAAGACACUGGGCCUGCGUGCCUUCGGCUGGUACCCCUACUACGGGCGGCUGGACCGGCAGGGCAAGUUCAACGCCUGGGCUGCCCAGGGCAACGACGCCGAUGAGUGGCUGCAGGUUGACCUGGGCUCCCAGAGGCAGGUGACGGGCAUUAUCACCCAGGGGGCCCGCGACUUCGGCUACAUCCAGUAUGUGGCUGCCUACAAAGUGGCUUACAGUGACAACGGCAAGACCUGGACCAAGUACAGGGAGGCCGGGGCCACCGAGAGCAAGAUCUUCCUGGGCAACUCGGACAACUAUUCCCACAAGAAGAACAUGUUUGAGAAGCCCUUCAUGGCCCGCUACGUGCGGGUGCUGCCCGUGUCCUGGCAUAACCGAAUCACCCUGCGCCUGGAGCUGCUGGGCUGUUAGCAGCCUCCGUACCUGACUUGUUUGUUGAGAUGGGGUCUCGCUAACUACAUCUCUCCCAGCCCUGCUGCAUGGUGUGACCUGCUGCCUUCCCAGCCCUCCUGUGACUCCAGGGGCUGGGGUGAGGAGAGGGGGGUCCUUGCCUCUCUCUUUCUC